AUGCAUUUGCUUUUUGCCAUUGCUGCCUCUCUCCUAACUGUGCCCGCGCAUGGGCAUGCUGGUCAUGACGUCGAGAGAGAAAUGGCCGAGCGUCGUCAAUUUCUUGCGACGCAUACCAACAACCUGGCCCAUUGCGAGUCGGUUCAUCGUGCUUCGGGGCUGGAACAGCGCACCGUUGAGCGACGUCUUGAGAUGGCUAAAAGACUUUCUGGGGAUGAGAAUAUUAUGAAGAGACAGACCUCUUCCGUGAACAAAUCCCAUAAGUCAGACAAGUCAUACAAUUCUGCAACUGACCCUGCUGUCGUCUUCGCUGGAAACAGAUCGUGCGUGCUCAGCCCCGAAACUACGGAGGGCCCCUUUUACGUUACUGGGGAAUCAAUUCGCACCAAGCUUGUCGAUGGAGAAAAGGGUGUUCCGCUUCACCUUGACAUCCAGGUGAUCGAUGUCAACACUUGCAAGCCAUUGACCGGCAUUUUCCUCGAGAUGUGGAAUGCAAACUCUACUGGGGUAUACAGCGGGGCCCUGGCAAUUCCCAACGGGUCUGGCAUGGGUGACAAGGGCAAUCUCAACAAGGGUUUUCUCCGAGGCGCGCAGUCCACGGACAAAGACGGAGUGGCCCAGUUCGAAACCAUCUUUCCCGGGCAUUACACCGGCCGGGCCACCCACGUGCAUGUGAUCACGCACCAUAAUGCCGUCGCCGAGGCGAACAACACGAUCUGGAACAGCAAAGUUUCGCACAUUGGCCAGGCCUUCUUUGACCAGGACCUUAUUGACCAGGUCGAGAAGGUUGCGCCAUACUCUACAAACCGGCAGUCUCGGAUGAGGAAUGCUGUAGAUUCAAUUUUACUGCAAGAGGCUGCUACUGCGGACCCCUUCUUUGAGUAUGUGCUGCUGGGCAACACUGUGGCAGAUGGUAUAUUUGCAUGGUUCAGCUUCGGUGUCAAUACGACAUAUACGAGAGGAAUAAUGCCUGUUGCAAUGGCCUAUAAGGAGGGAGGGAAAAUGGCUACGAACAACCCAAAACUGCCUGGCUUUAGCCAGAUGUUCCCAGGUGGAUUUCCCACUUCGUUUCAACCGGGCUUUGGACCAUCACCUACUCCAAAGGUCUGA
Neoarthrinium moseri is the source of this 1110-nucleotide messenger RNA. RefSeq lists its product as uncharacterized. The record is from RefSeq and is a predicted model, not a curated record. The transcript is spliced from 5 exons. The coding region runs from base 1 to 1110 and encodes 369 amino acids. NCBI's taxonomy places the organism in Eukaryota, Fungi, Ascomycota, Sordariomycetes, Amphisphaeriales, Apiosporaceae. Gene Ontology annotation, molecular function: ferric iron binding; oxidoreductase activity, acting on single donors with incorporation of molecular oxygen, incorporation of two atoms of oxygen.